Messenger RNA from Lucilia sericata (common green bottle fly), 3313 nucleotides. RefSeq lists its product as uncharacterized. Bases 105 to 3059 code for a protein of 984 amino acids. The record is from RefSeq and is a predicted model, not a curated record. Lineage: Eukaryota; Metazoa; Arthropoda; Insecta; Diptera; Calliphoridae. The transcript has 4 exons.
GGUAUAUGUUAAGUGUGCAAACAAACAAACAAUAUAAGUCGGUAUUACAUAAAUACAUAAACAAACUUAUUUAAGCCUAGAACAUAAGAAAAUUACAGCUCGUAAUGUCUUCUAACAAUUAUACAAUGGCUGAAGCUGGAAAAAAUCCACCAACUCAAAUUAACUUAAGGCGUCCUGUACAAAUAGUAAAGAAGCGUUCAGGACCAUUAGACGAAGUAUUAGCAGAACUUAAUAAAAGCGAAACCGUCAGCACAACGACUUUCAUGCAGUCAUCAUCAAAUUACGUUAAAUCUGCAGCUGCACCAACAAAUUUUGCAUCACAUGUUAAAAGUGCAAAUGUUACACGCCCAUCACCUACCUUAACUCGGCGCCGUUCAACUCUUAAAGAUAAAGAGAAGAAACGCGAACGAUGGCUCUUGACAAGGAAAACAUGGAAAUAUAUGACAGAUGCCGGCCGUAAACUUAUACCUGAUGGCGUUCAAAAUAGACAAGAAGAUAUACCAAAGAUCGAGGCACAUUUCCAAAAAGUAUGUGCUUCAGAGCCACAUUUUGUUCUAUGGAGGCGCAAAUCAUCUUAUCCUGGUGCCAUGCGUAAUUCGAAAAAACGCCUUAAGCAACUACUUCAACAUACAGGCCAAAAACCACAAGUCUUAGAGCAAGAAGAAAUAAAUAAUGCUGAUCUUGUAUUAGAGCUCUUACAUAGCCAUUUGAAAUUGGAUGAAGCUAUUAAAACUGAUACACUUUUAGGCACUAAAACAGAAGGUCCCCAUCAAACUAACUCACCUAGUGCCCAAAGACCAAAACCCAUAACCAGAUCCAUAAGAAAAAGCGAUGGAAUGAACGUUUCUCUAAGGGGACCUGGCUUUCUACCACCAGCAGCAACCCAGUUGCAGGAAUUAAGUAUGGUCGAUCAAUUACUGCAGCAACUGUCAGCAUUAUCUCGUAGUUCCAUGCUUCCUGAUACCAUCGAUCUACCACCUGAGAAAAUAAAUGCCGAACUGUUAAAUGAUAAAGCGACUUUGAAGAAGAUAUACAACGCUUUAAAAAAGCAACAGCUACACCGUAUUCUUACGAAACAUUCCAUACCGUCAAAGCCGCGUACAAAUCUGACUCAUUCAACAUCCAUGUUGUCGCUUUUGCAUUUUGGUAGUAGCCAUCCUAAGACUAAAACAUUCAUCAGCACCACCGAUAAAUCAAUAAAAACGAAAUCACCAACAGCAGCUUCUAAUUUUUCAUCGAUCCCAUCCAUAUCCUCCUCAAAUACUUCUAUAACUCCUGUUACCACAGCAGCGCAACACACACAUUCAGGCAUUCAGCCAGUUGUACCACAGAGGCAACGAAAACCCCCUACAAGUUUAAAUUUAUCGGGUAUUUCUAAUUGUUCUAGAAAAGAUCAACAACAUCGACCUGCCGUAAUAGAAAAACAAUUAAAUUCAUGUGGCACACAAACAAAUUUUAUACCUUUAAGUGAAAUAAAAAGACUAGCCGAGGAUUAUAAAGAAUACAAAAGGGAAGAGAUUGCGGCAGAAGCUGGUGGAGGAGCAGGAGGAGGUAUUGUUACAACAGAUGAUGAAGGUGAAAAACAAGCGACAAGUUAUUCCCACCGUCGGAAAAGUUCCAUUGACAACGAGGAUGUCUCACAAUCUGUAAGCGAUACGAUUAAACGUUAUUUGCGAAUGGCACGCAAGAAGAGCAUUCAUGAUGAGAACGCUAACCGCUUUAAACGCGUUAACUAUGAUAGAAAUUUACGCAACAUACAAGCUAAAGGAGAAAUAAAUCCACCCGGAAUGGAUGAGGAUAAUAAUAAGGCUGUUCAAACGUUAGAUGCAUGGGCUUUAAUAACACUAGACUUUAUACGGGGUAAUGAAAACUCCGGUGUAUUAGAAACGGCUCACAAUGAUUGGCAAAAGGCAUUGGAGGAGCGUAUACAAAGAAAAUUAGAAUAUGAACAGAAAAUUAGUGAAAAAUAUGAUCGGCAACAGCAACCGCGAUCAAGCGUCGUCUAUCAAUCGACUUCAAGUUGCUCAUCAUCGGCUCCAACCUCACCUUCGUCUAUUCAGUCACCAACAAUGACGAAUAGAACAUCCACAUCGUCGUCUGGGUCCUACGAUGUAAGGUCCACAAUAGAACAUACAAAUGUCGGUAGUUCUGGCAAUAAUGUUGUUGUGGGAAUUAACACUACUGGAGAAAAUGUUAGCAACAUGGGCGGUAUUUUCCAUUCAAGUUCACAAUUUAUAGCAAAUCUUUGGCAUGUCACUACCAACACAUCCAACUGUUCUUCUCCCAUAUCUGUUGCAACAGCAGCAAACAACCAAAAACAAGACCAACUUAGUACGACGUCAGUUAAUGAUUGUUUCGAUGUAAAUAUUGCCUCAAAUAACAGUGCAGACAUGAUAAAAUCCAAGUCCUUGUCGCACAUCGGCCAAUAUGUUUCAACAAAAAUACUCAAAGGGCAUACAAAAAAUCAACAAAAGUCAAGUGAAUUACUGCCAUUAAAUUCAGCAAACACAUCCAAAGUACCAAAAUGGUCAAAGUCAGGAAAAUGUUCUUGGAGUUCAGAAACUGGCGAGAAAAUUAAUUUAUGUGAUUGUGCAUUCCACGUUUUGUCCGAUUUGGAGGCCAAAAUGGUACAAAAAAUUUGCUUGGAGAAGAUAGUUGAAUUAAAUAUUGGAGUCGACUUAAGUAUAUUUAGUGAAGACAAAUCUCAUAAGCGGCGUCUCCUGACAAAGAAAAGAGCGAUGACUACAAGCUUUUUCGAUGUUGGAAAAAAAGAUAAUAAUGAUCACAACACGUCAUUGUUUGGUCAUAGUCUGGAAGAAUGUGUGAUCAAUGACAAAAAACGUGAAAUGUCAAAUAUGAGCGCUACAUCAGAUAGAGGAUCGAGAAAUUCCAUUGUGUCUUUGUUCCGGGUUGGAAGUAGCAGAGGUGCAAAAGAUUCCAUAAAUUCUCACAAACUAAAUGAAAAUGUAAGAAAUAAACUACUUAUUAUUAAGUUAAGAAAAAACCAAGUUAAAGUGCUAUAUUCGGCUCUGCCGAAUCUUAAAUACCCUCCCCCUUAAACUGGUUUCAUAAAUUAUCAAGACUGUUACAGAGCGUACUAAAUUUAACCUAUGUUCUGUAUUUAAAAUAGUUUCUAUGUGUGAGAGAAAUGUAUGGUAAUAAUUAUAGUUAUAAAACUUAUAUAAUUAUAAUACAAUAGAUUUUCAACGUUGUUGAUCCUAUGAAAAAAAAAUAAUAAAAUUGAUUUUAAAUGUUUAUUGUUGAACCGAAUUUCGACACUUAAUUUGAUUUUUUAAAAAAAUUAAUUAUUUAU